UUGGUUGUCCUCUCCCCUGCUGCAUUCAGCAGGAAGGAUUGGUCAUAUUUUAGUGAUCAUCUAAAACAUAAUCGCAGUAAACAAAACAACCCGUACCAAACUUCAAGCUUUAUUUAGUUGGGAUGCAACUUGUCACAGUCCUACAAGAAGUGUUUUUCAGUAUUUUGUGCAAAUACUAAUGCCAAUGCACUAAUGAAAAGACAAGCGUGAACACAGAGCAGCAGUUUAUAACCUAAACUAGCUAACGGCCUUUUAGUGAUUCUGUACCUUCUAUCACAGAUUAAAUUAAUUAGCAUGCUGUCUGGAAGAUAGAGGUUGAGAUGUCAUGAGCCUGCAAAGCCAGGCCUUAGAAGGCAAGUCCAUGCAAAGCCCCACUCAGACAGGCAUGGCUCUAAGAGAAAUACCCUAUUAUACUGAGUUGUAAUGAAAUAAACCAGUGCUGAUGUUUCUCUGCGGCGUAACGCAACACCAGGAGACAGAUAGUACUCAUGCGGAAACAUCAGCCUACACCUGUAUCGCUUACCUGAGUUAUGUUUCUCCGUAGAAGUUAGAUUGAUGAUUCGUCAAGUCCGAUCAGUUCUGUUCAGUUGUUGGGUACGGAGGAUUUCGCACUCACGUUUUAACAUUAAAAAGGAAUAUUGCAAAUAUAGUGGGUGGCAAUGAGGGUCUGUAGGUGUGUGUGGGUGGGUGUGUGUUUUAUGUAUAUGUUACAUUGUGGGGACCAAAUGUCUCCACACUGUGAUAAAAACCUGUUGUUUUGACAAUGUGGGGACCAAUUUUUUGGUCCGUACUAGGGGAAACUCAAUUUUAUAAAAAAUCUGUGAUUGCAAUCAAAAAACUAAAAAUGCCAAAAGUCAUAUAUUUGGUUACUUAUAGUUAAAGUUUAUGGUUGGGUUAGGGGUUAAGGUCAUCAUAUUUAGGAUUAUGAGUUAUAGCCGUAGAAAUAAAUGGAGAGUCCUUAUGACUCUGUGACGGACGUGGCAUUCCCGUGCUUCUCCCUUGCGUUGUCUACAAUAGUCUCCCAACUACAACCCCCAGUGACCCUGUAUUGAAUAACGUGUUACAGGAUGGAUGGAGUGUUUGUUAAAGAACUUUCAGCCCUCUUCCAGUUGAGCUGUCAUUUAAGCAUGUUGCAAACUAUGUUCGGAAAACCAUGGCCCAAAUUUGGAAGCAAAAUAUAUGUAAUUAUGAAAAUAGCAAAAAGUGCUGUGUGAAAUAAGUGCAGCAAGACUUGUGAGCAAGUUUUAAGGGGUAAAAUACAGUAAUCAGCUGACCAUUUUACUGAAUUAAUGAACUCUGACUAUUAUUUAAAAAAUGUUAUUAUUGUUAUUUCUGAAAGCACUGAAUGGAUGAAUUUUCUCUAAUGUUAGUGGUACGUCACCAUUGGCUCGCCUCAACGCCGUGCUUCGUAUUGACUCCCACAUUGGGGACGUUACUUUCUUUAAAACCCUGGGAAAUGUGGACUAUACGCUCUGAAAGUAAGUGUGAUGUGAUGCCUCUCCAGCCAUGUGUUUCUCCAGCUGAUGUGUUUUCUAGUAUCACUUUGUUGCCAAGCCCAUAUAUAUGUUGAAUUGAACGCAGUUUAUAUGAAGCAUUAAGUCCCACUCUCUCGGAACUGCCUACUCUAGUACACACUGCUGUAGUGUGCCUGGUUACAUUUGUGAGACGUACAGUAUCACUUACCAGGAUAAUUAUUGUUGCAUUAUCGUCGCAGUAAAUUCUUUAAUGACUAUCCAAUUUUAUAUUUCUCUGAAAAAAAAAUGGAAAUAAUUACUUAAACUAAGCUCGUUAUCUUGUGAAGUAAAUUGGUUCAAUUGUAAGUCUGAUUUCUUUAAGAUUGAUUUUUUUCUUCCCAUACAUAUUUAUAAAAUGUAAAAAUUUAAAACUAGUCUGAAAAAAAAGCAACACACUGCAUAAAUUGUUGCUGUGCUUUGUGUGUGUGUGUGUGUGUGUGUGUGUUUUUUCCUGCUGCUAUAAUAGUCCAGAUUCAGGAAGUAGACAAAGGCAAUAUUAAAGGUUUGUGUUUCUGUAGCAGUGGUGCAAGCGCCAAACUGCCAAGAUGGAAUUUAAGCUGCAAGACUCGUCUGCUGCCGGGAGAGAGAGAGGAAGCAUGCAGCCGUUCUAGGAAGAAUGAACAGCAUUUGAACCUCAUGUUAUUAGUCAUAAAAGCGGGGCAGAUGUGAUACCAUUCUUAACAGUGAAUCAAUAUGUGAAGUGUGCUUGCACUUGUGCAUUUCAAACAAGCAUGUGCCCAGGGAUUUGCUCUGCCGUUUUCUCCCUCUCUUAUUGUGUUCUGUGUAGAAAGAAUCAGCCAGCCUUGUUGAUGGGGCGUCUGAAUCUGUGUGUGAAUAUGAUUUAGAGCGUAUUGAAAUGACGGAGACCAAUAACAGCAACGCUGAAGAAAAUGGAGGCUUUGCGACAGCACCACAAGCGCAGGAAUGGCAUGUCCAUGAUGGUGAACAAAGCUGUUCCUCGCGUCGUCUUAACGCCCCUCAAAGUCUCUGAUGACCAGCCCGAUUCCCCAGCAGGAUCGGAAGCUCAGAAUGGAAUAGAAGACAGAGAGAACUCAGAAAAAGGCAUGAAGCAGAACAACAGAUCUCACACAGGCAAGCAAAUCAGUCAACACCUUAAGAAGCUAAAGAAAUCUGGCCUAGGGUAUCUAAAGUGGACCAAGGCAGAAGAUAUUGACAUUGAGACACCUGGGUCUAUAUUAGUGAACACUAACUUGAGGGCAUUGAUCAACAAACACACCUUUGCUUCAUUACCUCAGCAUUUCCAACAAUACCUCUUGCUUUUGCUACCCGAUGUUGACAGACAGAUGGGCAGUGAUGGAGUGGCACGUCUCUGUAAUUCAGCCCUAAAUAAUGAGUUCUUCGCCUACGCCGCCCAAGGCUGGAAACAGAGGUUGGCAGAAGGUGAAUUUACUCCAGAAAUGCAACUACGAAUCCGACAGGAAAUGGAAAAAGAGAGGAAAACUGAGAUAUGGAAAGAAAAAUAUUACGAAACUUACUAUGGGCAAAAAUCAGGCUUGACUGAGAAAGAUUCACAGAGUUGUGUACCUGACUGUGAUGAAGAUCAGGGAAAUACUGAUGCCGAAGUUCCAGCUUUCAUGCAGACGGCUGUAGCAGCUGAGAAAAUUGAGCUGAAAUUGAGUGACAGUGCAUGUGUUUGUGAAGAUAAGGACAUACCGAGUGGUUUCAAUAUGGAUGUGGCAUCAAAACCAUUAUCUGUAUUGCCCACUGUGGAUAUUGUACUCUCUGGAUUCCCUGAGAUUUCUGAAGAGGCGGUGAUCCAAGAGGAGAUAGCAGAAGAAGUGGAACCCAAUUCCUGUACAUAUAUCGAUUAUCCUGAUCCUCAGAUUCACGAUCCUUCUGAACAUGUCAGCGCUGACUCUGUUAAGGAGAGUCAAACGAUAACCCUUCCACUGAACAACGUGACUGCCCUCCUACAGCAGCCCUCCUUAGAGCCGUCAGCAGAAAUAAUCAAAGCAAUGGGUAACGACCCUGAAACAUCAGCCGCGUCUCUACUGUCACUUCCCUCCACUUCAGAAACGGAGACUGAUGAAAUGUCACCACAAACGGAGGAAGAUGCUACAUUUGAUAAAGUAGGUUCCAUACGCACUGGACACAGUGCCCUUGUGGAGACUAACUGUCUGUCAUUGUCCAGUGAAACAAAAGUCGAAAAGGACCUCCAUAACACAGGGGAACCUGACUUAAAGCAUGCUUGUGACAAUGAGGACACGACAAUGUCUGAGAUAGUGGAGAGUGAAGCACAGGUUACAUCACAAGCAGCGGAUAAUGUUCUAAGCAGUGAGCCAAAUGUUCUACCUUUAACGUCAUUCACAACUCACUUAGAAGAGGAUGCAGAACUUGAUGCCACAACCGGUGCCGAUAUUCUUGCUCCACAUAAACCAAAAGACUCAACUUCUUAUGAUAAUAAAGUAUUACAAUCACAGUUGACGUCAGAUAACUCGGAAGACACUGAUAUUGAGUGUUUAAAUCCUGACACUGAAGUUGUUUCUGUUCCUGACCCUGUUAAUGAAGGUCAUGGUGAGGAGACACCGAUAUUUCAACAACCAGAUGAAGAACUCGAUGAAACUGAAAGCGAAAACACUCAAGAUGAAAGUCUGUCUCCUUUUUCUACGUCCAAUGCAACGUCUGCCUCACCAUUAGCUAAUGACGCAGUACACCUAGACAUACAUUGCAAUGGAAAAGCUGAUUGUUCUGACAGUGUAUCAGAACAUCCCUCUGAUGAGUUAGAUUCUGAAGCAUCACAGAAUUUAGAUGAUAUCUGCGAACCUGUGCCACAAGCUAAAGACCCAAAGCAAGAACAGAGCCUUCCUGAUACUGUCUUAACCAAACCAGUAAAUGAGACAAGAUCACAAGAAGAGUUACACGCUGAAAAUACACAACUUACGGAGAAUACAAAAAGGACAGAAAACACCACCAUUGCCUACACCAUGAAUAAAUCACUGCCAGAAAUAAAUGUCUCCAAGCCAAUAUCAUAUGAUCAGGUUGCAGACAAGACUGUAAAAAUCAGUCCAUCGCUAGAUAUAGUGAAGGUAAAAUUGCACAAGUCAUAUCCAGGGAAGCAGGCACCCAGUACACAGGAAAUGUUCCACAGGAAGCCAGGAGAGCUGAGCAAACCAUUGCUGCUGGACUGUACAGACAGUACAGACACGGAGAAUUCCAAGCGGAAGCCGGGAGAGCUGACCUCAGGGACGUGCAAGGAGAAGAGGGCGAGGAUCGAGUGCAGCGAGAGCAGCCACACCUCCUCACCUGCAGGCAGCAGAGAGGAGGCGCCGAAGGAGGAGCCACGAGUGCCUCCUCUCAAGAUCCAGCUCUCCAAGGUCGGGUUGCCGUUUAUUAUCAAGACUCAAUCUGUGUCCAAGCCAGAAGCUAAACUUUCUUCUCCAGGGAGGAACCUUGGUGCCAGGACUCUGGCAGAUAUCAAGGCCAGGGCUCAUCAGGCCCGCGCCCAGAGGGAGGCUGCAGCCGCUGCAGCCGUCGCUGCAGCUGCGCAUAUCACUGCUUCGGAGGGAGGACCCCCUGCUGAUGGAUGCAAGACGCGCACACUAGCCCACGUCAAAGAGCAGACCAAGGUGAAGCUUUUCCCUAAGCAUCAUGCCCGGCCUCAGGUUCACCAUCACCCUAAGGGCACCAAGCAGUACAAUGCAAAGGAGGACCAUCAUUGCUUAGAGCUGCCAUUCAACGUGACCAGGGAUUGUGCAGCUGGUGUCAUCAUCGCCAACCCCAACAGGAGAUCUCCCAGUGAAUGCCUCACACUCGUUCAACUACCCAGUACCAAUUUAAAACCGUCCGAAAGCCAAACUGCCAUUCCAGCAUCCGUAGUCAGUGUAUCGGUGCCAAAUUCUGUUCGCUGUUUUCCGGUUCACCAAAAUUUGAGUAGCGUAUCCCAAGCUAGAAUGACAAAUACUGAGGAUUCAAGAGCAAAAGAAAGUGCUGUUUGUAACAGUCAGGUACCAGUGUCUACUCGUCUUUGUUCCAUUCCGCCCGGUCCCUCAGUUCUUGUAUCUGUUUGUAGUUCUAGCCUGCAAAGUUCGGUCUUAAAAGUUUCCCCUUCCAGUGCCAAAACCUCAAUUCUGAGCUCAUCACAACGAGCUGUCUUACCAAAGUAUAACCAUGAACUUCCAUCUGUGAUUCCACAAUCUUCUGUUUGUCCUUCCACGAAUACACAGCCUUGUUCAUCUCUUGGUAAUGGGAACCAGAGCCACAUGGGCCAGAUCAGAACCUCCUCAACCUGUGCCACUGUUGCAAGACCUACAUCAAAUGGGUUCCAUUGCUAUGUACCAGAAAGUAUCAUGUCACAUGUUCAUGAGAAACCAAAAAUUAACUACCAAGACCACCAUGCCUAUCAAGAGAAUGGAGAUAAGCUUCAACGCUUUCAAGUCACAGCUCAUAAAGACAAAUCGGUAAAUCAAAAGGAGGUAAUAACAACCGAAGUAAUAAAGACAUCUGCAACUCAGAAAGACAUAUUUAAGUGCAAAGAGUUGCCUCCAGAAGAUUCUGUCUCAAACAAAGCUAUUCCAUGCAAAGUGAUUGUAGAUCAUACUUCUGCUACAUAUCAGAAUUCCCCGAGUAUCCCUGUAACCCAGCACAACCCACCAAUCAAAGGUGUUAAAACAGAAACUGUUCUCCGCCUACAGGAAUCCAUUAUGAGCAGAGCUGAGUCAUUUCGCCAGAGAACAGAGCAAAAUGGCACCUUCAGUGCUGCUUCCAGAGGGAACCAUAAAACAGUGCAUGGCACAUAUGGUGUCCUGCAGAAUAUCCCUUUAUCUCAACAGGUUAGCCACAGGGAAUCAGACCCAGAAGGAGGAGCUGCUAAUCUCAUAUACAGCUCUUUACUCUACAAACAUGCCGAAAAAACCUUGGCUAUAGACCAAGACAUUGAAUCAAAGACAUGGCCGAAGGGAAACAAGAAUAUGAGCACAUUAGUCAUCCAGAAAACUCAUCAAGAAUGUAACCUUAAACUAUACAUACGAGAAAGCAAGGAUGAGACGACUCCCCACGUUUUCCCCAAAUGUGGAAUUUCAAAAGCAGAAGUCCGCAACAGUGACACUGGGGACUUUAAGGAGCCAUGGAAUCCUCGGCAACACCUAGCUCCACGUCAUCCGGAUGACAGGCAGUGUUCACUGGCUGCGGAGAACUAUAGAGUGGUUUCUGCUGGUAGUGCGUCCAGUUGUCGUCAGUCUUCAGUGGAAGCCAGCAAUCCGCUGGUGACACAGCUGCUGCAGGGAAACCUGCCUCUAGAGAAGGUGCUGCCUCAGCCUCGACUUGGAGGCCAAUUGGAGAUACACAGGCUUCCUUCACCUUUCCACACUAACUCUCUGCGUAAACCCAUGGUUUCGGAGAGGACUGCCAUGGAGAACGCUCAGAGCUGCCUCAGCCACAAGGGAGGGGUUCAUAGCCUGGCCAUGGUGGGUCAAAGCCUUCUCCAACAGCGAGAUGGCAAUGCCGGUAAUAAGGUGACCACAGCCCUGGCAGAGCUGGACCUUUUCAAACCCGAUCCAGGAAAAUCAACUGUGGACGGCGAUAACAGGAAUUCCUCCUGUUCCUUUGGUGCUCAUUUACAUGCACUGGACGUGGGGCAGAAAAUAGCGCAGGAGUGGGGGGGGAGGAAUGUGAGGCAGAGGAGCAUCACGCCCAGCCUCGAGAUCAAAGAAUCAAAGAGGCCCCUCUUUACCUGCAGCUUACAGAAACGAGUAUCUGGUCUCAAUAAAAACGGCAGCUUCUCCUCUGAAAGUGAUACCUCCCAAAGGCCAUUUUACCCACCAACAACUGCAGGCAGGGACUCCAGCCUCCUAAGUGCUCCAGUGCAAGCCUGCAAAACAAGCCCAUUUGUCUGUGCCGAUCCAAACAAAUUAGUGCUCAAUAGGAACCAGGGACAAAACGGUCCGGAGUCAAUGACUACAGAUCAAUUUAAAAAAGGUGCGUACCCGACUAGUCUGCGGAAUAUGCAGGCUGAUUAUUUUGAAACUGUCUCACAGAACAAGCCUUUAGCCCAUUCAACAAAUGCUCUGCCAAAGAUCCAGUCAGAUCAAAGGCAAGCGGCCGGAGUCAUGGAGACGAACAGGAAUCUGAACUGGUUAACUUCUGGAAGUGUUUGCAACAGAAUUAAAGUGGAGCCAAUUUCUUUUGAUGAAAAUUUAAACAACAGCUGUGAAAUUAAUAGCAAGCAGGCAUGCUAUGAACAAAAUGACUGGACGAAAAACUCUAAGGUUCCUCCAUUCGUUGCCCCUGAGCAACAAAAGGUUUUUACGCAGCAGUCUCCACGACUAGAUCCUCAUCAACAAGCGUAUAGCAACUACUCCUCCAUACACUUCAGCAACGGGAAGCUGAACAGAACGGCUUCUGUUAUAGAGAGGUCUGUGGGAAAUCCCAGACUCCAGGCUACACCUGUGUCUAGUCACAAAUUUGCCAACCAGAACAGUGUGGAUGAACUGCAGCUUAAAUGCUCCUGCAAACUGAAAGCGAUGAUCGUUUGUAAGGGAUGUGGUGCCUUCUGCCAUGAUGAUUGCAUAGGGCCGUCGGAGUUGUGUGUUGCUUGCCUCGUUGUUCGAUAACUUAUAUAAAGAUUAGAUAAGUCUUAAUUCCAUAAUUGUAAAUGAUCAAGAAACAGUGUCAUUUCUACAAUAAGUAUUGACUAUGUUUAAGUUAUUUUGAUUUUUUUUUUUUUUUUUUUUUUAAAAAAAGCUUAUUUGUGUCAACCUCAUAGUUACGGAAUAUUUAACUGUUUACAUGAAAUGAAAGUAAUGUGACUGUUAAGCUAUGCCGUGAGGCAAAACCAGUAUUUCAAUUGCAACUUAGCCUGAAGACAUCUGGUGCUGUACACAGAGAUAGCCAUCAAGUUAUGCACCUCAGCUGACGAAUAAUUGGACCAUCUUGAUCCAUAAAAUGUGCCUGUGUAUUCAAAAACUCAUUCUGGAAAUAUCAGCAUUUAGAUGAUUCAAUAUGAGCCGUUAUAGCAAUUACACUCUGUAACUGAAAUAAGAAUGUCGUGUUUCACGUUUAUGAUGAAAAGCACCAAUGAAAUACAUUCCCGUUCUGUUUCUAAUGGUUGCUUCCGGAACAGUUAUUUAAGGGAAAUUUGUCAUAGGCUGAAUUUAAAUCUGCCAAUCCUCUUCAUUCUUAGGUUAUUUAAACUUGCAUACAAUUACUGUCACUAUCGCUGUUAUAAUUACUAUUAUUAUUAUUUUAUUAUUAUUAUUAGUGGAAUAAAAUUUAUGCAUACUUUGAAUCAUUCAUUUGAAUAUGUUGUGUAAGACUUUGGCCAAGCCAGACUGUGUAGGGAUACCAGAUGUAUAGAUUUAAUAUGGAUGUCAUUAAAAAGGUUUUUUUUUUUCAUUUCCCCCCAAGUCUGUGUUAAUGCUGCCAGUGUUUUCUUGAGGGAAAAAAUGUGAUGAUCACAGUUCACUUAUGAUACUAUUAUGAUACUUGUUGUUAAUUUUUCCUUUUAUUUUUAUACUUAAAGUUGUCAGGAAUAAUUUAUGCUGAGCUAAAUUAUUGUCACCCAUCAUGAAGAAGAGCGUACAAAACCGUGGCUGGAAUCUGGAGCUUUUGAAAUAAAAAUGUGAGGAUGAGCUAUACAAA
This is a messenger RNA of Paramormyrops kingsleyae, 9110 nucleotides long. Lineage: Eukaryota; Metazoa; Chordata; Actinopteri; Osteoglossiformes; Mormyridae. The record is from RefSeq and is a predicted model, not a curated record.